Messenger RNA from Arabidopsis lyrata subsp. lyrata, 1434 nucleotides. RefSeq names its product EID1-like F-box protein 2. Gene Ontology annotation, molecular function: protein binding. The transcript has 2 exons. Bases 382 to 1131 code for a protein of 249 amino acids. The record is from RefSeq and is a predicted model, not a curated record. Lineage: Eukaryota; Viridiplantae; Streptophyta; Magnoliopsida; Brassicales; Brassicaceae.
ACAAAAAUAAAAAAUUAGGAAACAAAGCAGAUUUGCUUCUUCUCGAUUCUUUGCAAUUUGCAUGCAUUGCUCAUCAAAAAUUCCUUUCUGGGUUUUGUUGGAAAUUAGCUGUAUUACUUGAAAUGUUGAAACUUUACUUUAUUUCUUCUUCUUUUUUUGGUCAAAUUUUGUGUUCUCUCUAGAUCAAAACCCUAAUUCUCAAUUCUACUCAAAGUUCCUAUUUUUAUAGUUCUUUGAGGAAGAGAAAGAUUGGUGUUUACUAAGGUGAGAGAUUCUGUUCUUAUGGAGAUCUUUCGCAUUGUAGGAUGGUUUAGGAAUUGAAAAUCAUCUUGGGGUUAGUGUCUUCAAUGGAUCUUGAUAUUUUGAUUUUGGGUUGAGGAAAUGAUAAUAGCAAAGCAAUACCGUUGCAUUCACUCGGCGACUUGUCAUUGCACGAAAGGACAUCUUAGCGAAGAAGUAUUGUUUCUUAUGGUUCAGCAUCUAAACUGGAACCCUAAUGUGAUUGCGACUCUAUCUUGUGUUUGUAAAUGGUUUGAUGAUCUCGCUAAGCGGUUAUUGUGGAAAGAAUUCUGCAGAGCUAGAGCACCUAAGAUGAUGAGUGACCUUCAAUCUAGUGGUAGCCAUAGUGUUGAUGGGAGUUGGAGAGCACUUGGGAAACUUUUGAUUUACUGCUCUGGUUCAAGCAAAGGUGGACUCUUUAAUGAUGUUCAAAUCUCUGGUCAUUUUGUUCACAGAACCCGAUUCUCUAGAACAUCAGGAAGGAGCUUUCUUCCUCCACAAUGUCGAACUGAUGAUAUUCUCUAUGUUUCUGAUCCUUGUGAACAUCUGGAUCAAGGAGAAGAUGGUGAUUUGGGAUUCUUCCGUGGGAUUUUUAAAUCGUUUUCAAUGUCAAAGGUGAGGAAGUUGCUUAUCAAGAAAGGGACACCAUUUCAUCCCACGGAAGUUUGUCCGUAUUGCAAAGCAAAGCUGUGGAGUAUGCUUCAGGCGAAAAUGAUACCACAGAGUGCUAGCUGUAGAUUGGGGGCUUAUGAAGAUAGCAUUGAGUAUUAUGUUUGCCUCAAUGGGCAUAUGCUAGGAGUUUGUACACUCUUACCCUUGUCUGAUUCUGAAGGGGCUACCGAGUUUCAGUGACUAUAAAUUCCCGACCUUGCGUUUUCCUUUGCAGAAAAUGCUUGAAGCUUGGUUAUAAGUUAUGAUGUCGUCUCUCUGUUUCUAAUGUACCAGUGAAUUGUUGUUGCUAGACUUUGGGAAUCAUCACUUUGCAAAGAGUUGAUGUGAAGUGUAUCAUAAGCUGAAGUUGUGCAAGGUUCAACGAUUUCAGAUUCUCAAUCUACCAUUGGUUUGCAUCGACAAACCAUUUGUUGAUUCUGUGCAUGUAUAUGUAUGAACAACACUUGCAAAUUGUAAUAGACGCAUUUAUUUCUGCUACAUUUA